AUGGUUUUCGAAAAAAAGGGAUUCGACUACAAGACUUGUAUCGUCCUCGUGGCCAUCGAACAGCAAUCUCCUGAUAUCGCGCAGGGUUUAGAUCACGGAAGUCUCGAAAAGCAUGGUGCUGGAGACCAGGUCACGAUCGAGUACAAGAAGGAGAAGGAUACCGGCGCAGUCGCGCCGAUCCGAGUCGACACCAUCGUCGUUUCUACCCAGCAUGCCGAAGAGAUCUCCACCGAAGACCUCCGAGAAGCCGUCAUGCAAAAGAUCGUCAAGCAGAAGUUUCAUCUUUCAUCAAAGAAAAUGAUGCAAUAUAAACUUCAAAUCAUUUGA
Messenger RNA from Puccinia graminis f. sp. tritici CRL 75-36-700-3, 327 nucleotides. RefSeq names its product S-adenosylmethionine synthetase. Gene Ontology annotation, biological process: S-adenosylmethionine biosynthetic process. Gene Ontology annotation, molecular function: ATP binding; methionine adenosyltransferase activity. The coding region runs from base 1 to 327 and encodes 108 amino acids. NCBI's taxonomy places the organism in Eukaryota, Fungi, Basidiomycota, Pucciniomycetes, Pucciniales, Pucciniaceae. The record is from RefSeq and is a predicted model, not a curated record. Gene Ontology annotation, cellular component: cytosol. The transcript has 4 exons.